UUUAGUAAAGAGACGAACGUGCUGCGACAUGGACACGGACGAGAAGAAGGUGGCGACGGCGCCGCUCGGCGGCGGCAACGAUGAGAUCGAUUUCACCAGCGGCUUUGAGACACAAUAUCGCAAGGAGUACAGUCCAUUGCGGCCAAAAUAUGUACCGCCGCCAGACAAGCGAAACGCCUGGUACCGGAGCAUAUCCACCAUCAUACUGAUCAUAUUUUUGGCCAGCGUAUUUCUACUGGGCUCCGUGCUGCUGGUGGUAAUGGUCUUUACCGCCAGUCCACUGCAGGUGUUACUCAUUGUGGCCGUGUAUGUGGUCAUAGCAGCGUUUAUGAUCUGGCUGGAGGUGCAAAGCAUCAAGGUGCGAUGAUGAAUUGAGCCACGUAACCAGUUCCAUCCGUGUUCAACUAUACCAUAAUAAAUCUGACGACAUUUCUGGUGGCAAUUAUCUCGGGUCUUAAGUGUUAUGCAAACAUAUUUAAAAUAAUCAUAUUAAAUAUGAAACGACUUUUGCUGAUUAAGGCAUUAUAUAGUUAAUACUGAUACCAACUAGCUUCUAGGUAAAAUUCCAAUAAAUUAUCAAAAAAAAAAACCUUAACAAAACACUCGGAUUUCGUGGCGGCGCUCUUCUCAACCAAAAAAAAAAUAUAUAUAUAUAUAUAUAUAUAUAUAUGUUAUUGCUAUAAACAAACCUGCUAAGU
Molecule: messenger RNA, 698 nt
Organism: Drosophila novamexicana
Lineage: Eukaryota; Metazoa; Arthropoda; Insecta; Diptera; Drosophilidae
Exons: 1
Coding region: 29-367 (112 amino acids)
Source: RefSeq, a predicted model, not a curated record